Messenger RNA from Erinaceus europaeus (western European hedgehog), 1648 nucleotides. It is a transcript of the gene TRUB1, whose product is annotated as TruB pseudouridine synthase family member 1. Lineage: Eukaryota; Metazoa; Chordata; Mammalia; Eulipotyphla; Erinaceidae. The transcript has 8 exons. Gene Ontology annotation, biological process: tRNA modification; mRNA pseudouridine synthesis. Gene Ontology annotation, cellular component: mitochondrion. The record is from RefSeq and is a predicted model, not a curated record. Gene Ontology annotation, molecular function: RNA binding; pseudouridine synthase activity. Bases 29 to 1108 code for a protein of 359 amino acids.
GCACGCCUCGGGUCUGAGCUGCCGAAGUAUGGAAGCUACGGAGGCGGCGGCAGUCGUGUUGUCAUCAUCUUUGCAGACAGACGCAGUCCUAGUUCCUGAAACUGCAGAAACAGUUGCGGCAAUGGCCACCGGCGCUUCAGCUAAGGCUGCGGCUGCGGCUGCGGCAGCGGUGGUGGCGGCCGGGGCGGCCGGGGCGGCCGGGGCUGGAUCCGAAGCAGUGGGCUCCAAGGCGGCUUUGGCUACGAAGCUGCUGUCCCUGAGCGGAGUGUUCGCCGUGCACAAGCCCAAAGGGCCCACCUCAGCCGAGCUGCUGAACCGGCUGAAGGAGAAGCUGCUGGCAGAAGCUGGCAUGCCUUCUCCAGAAUGGACCAAGAGGAAAAAGCAGACUUUGAAAAUUGGGCAUGGAGGAACUCUAGAUAGUGCAGCCCGAGGAGUUCUGGUGAUUGGAAUUGGAAGGGGAACAAAAAUGUUGACUAGUAUGUUGUCAGGAUCUAAGAGGUACAUAGCCACUGGAGAACUGGGGAAGGCUACUGAUACUUUAGAUUCUACCGGGAAAGUGACAGAAGAAAAACCUUAUGAUAAAAUAACACAAGAAGAUAUUGAAAGCAUCCUGCAGAAAUUUACUGGGAACAUAAUGCAAGUACCUCCUCUCUAUUCGGCACUGAAGAAAGAUGGACAGAGACUUUCAACAUUGAUGAAGAGAGGUGCGACUGUAGAAGCAAAGCCCGCCAGGCCAGUCACAGUUUACAGUCUCUCCCUUCAGAAUUUCCAGCCGCCAUUUUUCACUUUAGAUGUUGAAUGUGGAGGAGGUUUUUAUAUCAGAAGCUUGGUCAGUGACAUUGGCAAAGAGCUCUCUUCCUGCGCCAGUGUGCUAGAGCUGACCCGAACCAGGCAGGGGCCAUUUACGCUAGAAGAACAUGCCCUUCCGGAGGACAAAUGGACAAUCGAUGCUAUCGCACAGUCUCUGGAGCACUGCUCCGCUCUUUUCCCAGCAGAACUGGCACUUAAGAAAUCAAAACCCAAAGAGUCUAAUGAGCAAGCUUUGAGCUGUGAAUAUAUAACUUUCAAUGAGACCAAGGGAGAGAAUGACAUCAUUAAGACAGUUUAAACUUAGCUUGGAAUUGUCUUCAGCUGACAUUUGAAUUCUGUAUGCAGAGUGGCAAUCUGUGUGCAAAAGACUUUUUUUUUUUUUUUUUUUUUGCCCAUUGUUUACAGUUUCUAUAAUGUGCAAUGUCUUGGCUGUAUAUUAUAUAAAUAGCCUUACAGUUGCUCAUUUCUUUCUGGAUAGUCUUCUGUGAUCUUAUUAGGCUAUUAGAUUGGAUUCAGGAAAAUCAACUUUCUGAUUUCGAUCUCUUUUCAAGUCUUGUGGAAAAAAAGAUUGAACACAUUUUUCUAAUUAAAGAAUGAAAUCUAAGCUACAUUUUUUUUUCUUUCUUGGUGUCUAAAUGAAUGUAGAUUUGUUACUUUGACUUUCUGACAACUAUGGUAUAGAAAUUCUUUAACUAUGUUAGCAAAGCCAUCAUUCAGCUCUCUUAUGUUUUAGAGACAGUUUUUUUUUUUUUAGUGACAUUUCUUUGCUAAGGCUGUAUUUAUCUGGUGAUAACUGUUAAUUUACAUUUUGAAAAUGAAUAAACUUUUAUAAUAAAUA